AUGGAGCGGAGGAACCACAGUGGGCGAGUGAGUGAAUUUGUGUUGCUGGGCUUCCCCGCUCCAGCACCACUAAGAGCACUGUUAUUUUCCCUUUCUCUGUUGGCCUAUGUGUUGGUUCUGACUGAAAAUGCACUCAUCAUUACAGCAAUUAAGAACCACCCCACCCUCCACAAACCCAUGUAUUUCUUUCUGGCAAACAUGUCCUUCCUGGAGAUCUGGUAUGUCACUGUCACAAUCCCCAAGAUGCUGUCUGGCUUCAUGGGAUCCAGGCAGAGCCAUGGACAGCUCAUCUCCUUCGAGGGCUGCAUGACGCAGCUCUACUUUUUCCUGGGCUUGGGCUGCACUGAGUGUGUCCUGCUUGCUGUCAUGGCCUAUGACCGCUAUGUGGCCAUCUGUCAUCCUCUCCACUAUGCUGUCAUUGUCAGCAGCCGGCUGUGUGUGCACCUGGCAGCUGGCUCCUGGGCUGGAGGGUUUGGUAUCUCCAUGGUCAAAGUUUUUCUUAUUUCUCGCCUCUCUUACUGUGGUCCCAACACCAUCAACCACUUUUUCUGUGAUGUGUCCCCACUGCUCAACCUCUCGUGCACUGACAUGUCCACAGCAGAGCUCACAGACUUCAUCCUGGCCAUUUUUAUCCUUCUGGGGCCACUCUGUGUCACAGGGGCCUCUUACAUGGCCAUCACCGGCGCGGUGAUGCGCAUCCCUUCCGCUGCUGGACGCCAUAAAGCCUUCUCGACCUGUGCCUCGCACCUCACUGUUGUGAUCAUCUUCUAUGCAGCCAGUAUCUUUAUCUAUGCCCGGCCUAAGGCACUGUCGGCGUUCGACACGAACAAGCUGGUCUCUGUGCUCUAUGCCGUCAUUGUACCGCUGCUCAACCCCAUCAUUUACUGCUUGCGCAACCAAGAGGUCAAAAGAGCCCUUCGUCGUACACUGCACCUGUACCAAGACCGGGAUGCGAAUGCCAAGAAAUCUGGCAGAGCUGGGUGA
This is a messenger RNA of Jaculus jaculus (lesser Egyptian jerboa), 984 nucleotides long. Its product is annotated as olfactory receptor 226. The transcript has a single exon. Gene Ontology annotation, cellular component: membrane. Gene Ontology annotation, molecular function: olfactory receptor activity; G protein-coupled receptor activity. Bases 1 to 984 code for a protein of 327 amino acids. Lineage: Eukaryota; Metazoa; Chordata; Mammalia; Rodentia; Dipodidae. The record is from RefSeq and is a predicted model, not a curated record. Gene Ontology annotation, biological process: G protein-coupled receptor signaling pathway.